This is a messenger RNA of Arabis nemorensis, 2466 nucleotides long. Lineage: Eukaryota; Viridiplantae; Streptophyta; Magnoliopsida; Brassicales; Brassicaceae. The record is from the annotation of a GenBank genome assembly.
AUGUACAAGUUACCUCAGAGCAAUCUGCAAUACGUUACAUCGAUAACAUUCUUGCUCACGACCUACGCCAAAUACAUGAAAGCCACGAAACACAACUUCAACUGCGGAAACUAUGUUAUUGUCCCCAACGCUCUGAUAAACCUAUCGAAGCGACAAGUGGAUUACAUACUCGGUGUGAAUCCGAUGAAGAUGUCGUACAUGGUUGGAUUUGGCACUAAUUUCCCAAAGAGAAUCCACCACAGAGGAUCAUCUCUACCGAGCAGAGCAGUCCGUUCAAACUCUCAGGGAUGCAACGGCGGAUUCCAAUCUUUCAGAACACAAAACCCUAACCCUAACGGGAGCAAUCGUGGGAAGACCGGAUCGAAACGACGAGGCUUGUGUGAUCUGUCUAUACGUUUACUGUUCCUUCUCUUGCCUGGAUGUGCAAUGCUAAGGUCUUGUACAACUCUUCUGGUUAGAAGAAGCAAUUCUAAUCGAAGGAACAGCUUCUGCAAAGUCUCUCUUUCUCUGGUUUUUCUCCUUUGGCUACUUCUCUUCCUAUCCACCUUCUUGGUUAGCCUUGGAGAUGGUGGCAUAGAUGCGCCUUUGAUUGACUCUGUACGAGUAGCUGAUUCGGAUGAUGGUCGGACAGAUGAGUCAGCUGUGCCCUCUGAUGCACCGUCAUUACUAGAGCCUGAUUCUGUUCAUGUUACGUCUGAUUUGACUCGGAGUGAUGGUAUAACCCAAUCUGAAGAAAAUGAAGAUAAAGAGAAUUCUUUGAAACAAGCAGCAGAAAUCAAUAUUUUAUAUACAGGGAAUGAUACAGAGAGCAAAGACGAGGACAUUUUGAAGCAAAGUACAGGGAAUGAUGCAGAUUGCAAAGAAAAUGAUAGUUUGAAGCAAGGUGAGAUAAAGAAGACAGAUGCAGGGAAUGAUGCAGAAAGCAAAGACGAUGAGUUUUUUAAGCCAAGUGAAAUAAACAAGACAGAUACAUGUACUGAUGCAGAAAGCAAAGACAAUGACUUCUUAAGGCAAAGUCACAUGAACAAGACAAGCACAGGGAAUGACACAGGAAGCAAAGACACGGACUUUUUGAAGCAAAGUCCGAUGAACAAAACAGAUCCAGGGAAUGAUACAGAGAUUGUUGCUGCAAAGGUUGAUCAAUUAUCUCGUGCUGUUCCACUUGGCCUUGAUGAGUUCAAGAGCAGAGCGUCCAAUUCUAGAAACAAGUCGUUAUUAGGUAAGGUCAGCGGUGUGACUCACAGGAUGGAGCCUGGAGGGAAAGAGUACAAUUAUGCAUCUGCUUCGAAAGGUGCAAAGGUCCUGUCUUCUAACAAGGAAGCAAAGGGGGCUACAAGCAUCCUAAGCCGGGACAAUGACAAGUACCUCAGAAAUCCAUGUUCUACUGAAGGUAAAUUUGUUGUUGUAGAACUUUCAGAAGAAACAUUGGUAAAUACCAUCAAGAUCGCGAACUUUGAGCAUUACUCUUCUAACCUGAAAGAGUUUGAGCUUCAAGGCACCCUGGUUUAUCCGACUGAUGCAUGGGUUCAUAUGGGAAACUUCACUGCUGCAAACGUGAAGCAUGAGCAGAACUUCACACUUGUCGAGCCAAAGUGGGUUAGAUACUUGAAGCUAAAAUUUCUAAGCCAUUACGGUUCAGAAUUCUACUGCACCUUGAGUUUAGUAGAAGUCUAUGGAGUGGAUGCCGUAGAACGAAUGCUGGAGGAUUUGAUAUCUGUCCAAGACAGCAAAAACAAUUUCAAAACCAGAGAGGGAGAUACUGAGCAGAAGGAGAAGCCAGUAAAGCAGCAAACAGAGUCCCCUGAAGGCGAUGAUGGUUCUGAUAAGAGCACCCAGAGAGAGAAGGAGCGGGAAACCCCACCAGAGAAUAUGGUAGCAAAAGCUGAAGCUUCAAUGGCUAAGAGUAAUAAUAAGCUUACAGAGCCCGUUGAAGACGUAAGGCGUCAUCAGCCAGGAAGCAGAAUGCCCGGAGACACAGUGCUGAAGAUACUGAUGCAGAAGUUAAGGUCACUGGACUUGAACCUAUCGGUUCUAGAGAGAUACUUGGAGGAACUGAACUCGAGAUACGGGAACAUAUUCCAGGAGAUGGACCGCGAAACCGGUGUGAGAGAAAAGGAGAUUGUGACUUUGAGACUUGACGUGGAGGGUGUGAAGGAGAGGCAAGAGAGGAUGGUGAGUGAAGCAGAGGAGAUGAAAGAAUGGCGAAAGAGAGUAGAGACAGAGACGGAGAAAAGUGAGAAAGAUAAUGAAAAAAUGAGUGAGAGGCUUGAAGAAGUUUGGCAAAGAGUCGAGUGGAUGGAGAAGAAAGGCUUGAUGGUGUUCACAGUGUGUUUAGGGUUUGGGACUGUCGCGGUUAUUGCGGUUGUGGUCGGUAUGGGGACUGGUCGAGCAGAGAAGACCGGCGGUGGGGCUUGGCUCUUGUUAUUGAUUAGUUCAACAUUCGUUAUGUUCGUUUUGUCUCUUUGA